GCCGGUGUAACACACAAACGUCCCUUUUGUAGUUAGUUUUUUAUUGUAAGUCCACUGGAAAACUUCCAUUUAUUGUUGUCGAUUAUAUUAUUUAAAAUAAUACAGCUUUAUAAAGCUCGUUUUAAUAUAUUUAACUAAAAUGUUAAGAGAAAUCGUGAUAUUUGUGAUUCAUUUUUGGAUUAACAGUUUCGUGUCUGCUAAUUAUACAUUUACAUAUGACAUGGCCUCACGUUGCAAAGAACAUAUAAGCAGACACGGUUACGUCUAUGAGACUUACUACCGCGUCGAUUCCUUUGACCGACGACAUUUGAAGACCGAAGCAGAAUUAAUUUUCGAGAUGCAUCUAGCUAUACUGGCAGGAAGCAACGGACACAUUCUUUUAUCGACUGUACCUCAGCCGUCUAUAACUGAUCCUGUAUAUGAAAUAGUGAUAGGCGGCGGUAGCAACAGGUUUACGGAACUUCGUCGCAAUUUAAGAAGGAAUGCUCGAGCGUCAUCGAAGACAGUCGGUAUCCUCUCAGCGAUCGAGUUCAGACCUUUUUAUAUCAAAAUAUAUAACGAUGGUUUAAUAGAAUUUGGAAAGGAGAAUGAAGUUUUACCAGUGUUGAGUUAUUUUGAUGUCGACCCUCUACCAGUUAAAUACUUCAGUUUCGCUGCGUGGAAUGGAGUUGAGGCUAAAUUCUUAUACGACUGUCCAGCACCGGGUAACAAUGAUACGACAGCAACACCUAAUUCAGAAGCAGUAGAGCGCAAUGAAACAAGCUCGGAUAGUUUGAAGACAUCAUUACUGAUGGGACGAAUGCCCAAUUUACCGCCGACAGAACAAAUGAAUGUGAAACUUGGAAUCAAAGUAACGAGUUUGUUCUACAACGCGUUAGAUGCGAAGUUAAUUACUGGAUUGUCUGUGUUUAUGAGUUGGAUGGACAACAGCAUGGCUUGGAAUCCCAGCAAGUUUAAUGGGACUACAAGCUUGACAUUUCGUCAGGGACAAAUUUGGAGGCCGACUUUCUUCGUUUUCAAUUCUGAUAAUUUAGAUAUGCUAGACACAAAUAAUCCUGACCACAUAUGGAUGGUAUACAGCGGGGAAGCUGUAUUUCAUUUCCAAACUACAAUAUACACGUGGUGUGUGGAUUACUCGACCAAAUUGAAUAGGUGGCCUCGGGAUGAAUACAAUUGCUCAUUAGUAAUCCAAUCUUGGGACACAUCUGAGCAAAUAACCCUCAGUGUACCAAAAUUAGAAGAGAUGGAAGGCUUUACAGAUAUCGACGAUGUGAUACAAAACGAAUGGGAACUGGACAUACAACAGUACGUGAUAUCGGCGGAGGCCUGGAGAGACAUCGGCGACAUCAUCGGCACUGACGUAAACGACAGUAUGUCCACAAGUGAUAGGUUGUUCAUAACUAUGAAUCUCAAGAGAAGAGCUUCUUCGUAUAAUAUUGUGUUUUAUACGCCUUUAUUAGUGUUGGUAACAUUCGUUCUAAUGUCAUUUUGGUCGGAGCCGUUGAAAAUGGAACGCGUGUGGUUUUACGCGGGAACCACCAUCGUUAUUUGCAUGGGACUUUGUUAUAUCGACUAUUUAGUACCUUGUCAUACUGUUCCUACAAUAUUGGUAUUGUACACGACUGUACUUUUCGGUGCAAUAUUAGCUCUGUUCGUACACGUGCUGUUAAUGAUGGAAACGGCGGAUAAGAUUUGCAAUAAACCAUUCAUAAGUACUAUUUUACUACAUCGAUGGUUAAGAAUAUUAUUUUGUCUACCUGAAGUAAGGUUGUGCAGAAUCUAUGAAACUCUUGGGGAGAGUAACUUGGGUGAUGAAGAUCGUGAUUCAGGUGUUGGUCUCGCGCCGAGAUUGGGCAACUACGAGGAAAUGCAGUCUGAUAACGUGGAGUUCAAUCCACGACGUGAAAUAGCAGAAGUGUUCGAUAAGAUCAUGUUCUUUGUAUAUUCUAUAACUUUUUCUGUAAUGCUUAUUUUACAUUAUUAAUAUACAGUUUUUAGUUGAUAUUGA
Molecule: messenger RNA, 2008 nt
Organism: Papilio polytes (common Mormon)
Lineage: Eukaryota; Metazoa; Arthropoda; Insecta; Lepidoptera; Papilionidae
Product: neuronal acetylcholine receptor subunit non-alpha-2-like
Exons: 12
Coding region: 140-1984 (614 amino acids)
Biological process (GO): monoatomic ion transmembrane transport
Cellular component (GO): membrane
Molecular function (GO): transmembrane signaling receptor activity; extracellular ligand-gated monoatomic ion channel activity
Source: RefSeq, a predicted model, not a curated record